UUGUCCUAUCGUGUUUCUACUUCCGGUUUGGCCGGUGUGGAAGUUCCUACAACUUGAUAAAAUUAUCAAAGGGACUAUAGGUUACGAAGUAUUUCCAGUUUAUAGAUGGAUUCGGCACCCUCAAUAGAGACUGUAAAUCAAGCGUUGCAAGCUCUCUACAACAACCCCGAUGUUACUGGAAAAGAGAAGGCUUCCGUAUGGCUUGGAGAGCUGCAGAAAUCCGUAUUUGCCUGGCAAAUAGCAGACCAGCUUCUGAGAGUGAAUCAAAGCUUGGAGUCAUGUUACUUUGCAGCUCAAACGAUGCGUACAAAGAUCCAGUAUGCCUUCAACGAACUGCCAGCAGACUCCCAUCAGUCGCUCCGAGAUUCCCUUCUAGAACACGCUUCAAAGAUAGCCCCGGGCACCCCGCCCGUGAUUGUCACACAGCUGUCCCUGGCUCUGGCAGAUCUAGCCCUGCAGAUGGCGACGUGGAAGUCGGCGGUGUUGGAUUUUGUGGAGCGGUUCAGUAAGGAACACAUGGGGUUCUUACUAGAGCUUCUCACAGUCUUGCCAGAGGAGAUCAACAGUCGUUCGUUGCGUCUGGGUGCCAACCGGAGAAAGGAGAUCACAGACGAGCUGAUCACAGCGUGCCCCACGGUCAUACAGAUGCUGACACACGUGAACACGAGUGCGGCGAGUGAGGAAGAGCGCGACCAGCGGGCCCGCAGCAAGACGUACAAGGUGUUGGGCAGCUGGUUCAGCGUGGGGGCCAUGCCGCAGGAAGUGCUCCUCUCCACACCGCUCAUGAACUUCCCCUUCCAGGCUUUGGCCAACAUCCACUGUCCGCCGUUUCUCCACGAGGCUGCCACAGAUUGUAUUUGUGCUGCCCUCUACUGCACCGAGGUGCCUCAACUACUGCCGAGUGUUUACGGAGCUGGGGGAGUCUCUAUUUAACAUGCUGAUCAGUUCCCCCAAUGAGGGCCUGGGCUCCUUCCAGUUGGUGGAUCUUCUGCUUAUGUGUGUGGGACAUCAUCUCUACGAGGUGGGAGAGAUCACGUUCAACUUCUGGUACCGUUUGUCGGAGGCACUGUACCAGCGCAACACGCAGGAGCUGACGGAUCUCUUCAAGCCCUACAUCCAGAACCUGGUGCUGUCCCUGUGCCAGCACUGCCAGAUGGACGAGGACCAUGAAGGUGUGCCCGAUGACAGUGGUGACUUUGGUGAUUUUCGUGUGCGCGUUUCAGAGCUAAUCAAAGACGUCGUGUUUAUUGCUGGGUCUUCUUCGUGUUUUAUACAGAUGUUUGAAAGUUUGAAGUCCCCAAAGUCGUCGAGCUGGUCCAUGUGUGAGGCCUCUCUGUUCAUCAUGACCGCAGUGGCCAAGAACAUUUUACCGGAAGAGAACGAGAUCGUGCCUCAAGUGGUGGAGGCCAUCCUGGCCUUGCCCGAGACGACACACUUGGCCGUGCGCUACACCAGCAUCCAGCUGCUGGGAGAAUUGUCUGAGUGGAUCGAACGACACCCGCAGCUCUUAGAUCUGAUCCUACGUUACCUGCUGGUGGGCCUGCAACAGCCUGUGCUUGCGUCCAUCGCGGCGCGGUCACUCCAGAGCAUCUGCACCCAGUGCCGCGACCAGAUGACCAGCCACUUCCAGGGCCUCAUGCACAUUGUCCAGUCCAUGGAGACCUUUAACCUCUCGCCUGACGCUGCCAUUGGACUCCUCAAAGGUACAGCCACCAUUCUAGCCCUGUUGCCAGCGGAAAACAUCGGCGAAGCUCUCGGCCAGAUCUGUGCCUGUCAGGUCUCGCAGUUGGAGAAAUUGAUCAACGAGGGCAGUAGUCAGGUGAAGCAGGGAGCUGCCAACGACCCGUCGGUGUGGUUAGAUCGUCUUGCCGCCAUAUUUAGACACACAAACCCGACAGUGACCAAUGGAGAGGUACAUCCGUGCCAGGCUGUCAUCUUAGAGGUGUGGCCCGUGUUGUCCAAGGCGUGCGAGAAAUACCAGGCGGACGACCGGAUCAUCGAGCGGUGUUGUCGCUGUAUCCGCUUUGCCAUCAGGUGCCUGGGGAAGAACUCGGCCACUCUGCUCACCCCGCUGGUCACUCAGAUGGUGAGUCUGUACCAGAGCCACCAGCACUCGUGCUUCCUGUACCUGGGCAGCAUCCUGGUGGACGAGUACGGCGGGGAGGCUGGCUGUGUGCCGGGGCUGCUGGACAUGUUGCAGGCGUUCUGCGGGCCCACGUUCAAGAUCCUGGAGGAGCAUAAUGGGCUGAGGAACCACCCAGACACUGUGGACGAUCUAUUCAGGCUAUGCUUGAGGUUUAUCCAGCGUACCCCGGUGGCCUUCCUACAGAGCGCCAUGGCUAAGCCAAUCAUGUGCUGCGCCAUCGCCGCCUGCUCCCUGGACCACAAGGACGCCAACGCCUCCGUCAUGAAGUUCCUCACUGAGAUGAUCAUGUGUGUGCGCCAGAAGGAGGAGCGGGAAGACUUUGAGCUGCGUAAGUCGCUGGUGAAGAAACUGGUGGAGGACCACGGUCAGUCUCUGGUCAUCGCUCUGAUCAACGCCAGCCUCUUCUGCCUGCCCACCUUCAUGUCGGCCGACGUCAGCGAGGUCCUCUACGAACUCAUGCUCAUCGACAGACCCACGUUCUGCGUGUGGCUGGAGCACACACUCAAGGCCCUACCCACAGAGAGCAGCGGCGGGGCUGUCACCGCCACCAAGAAACAGCUGGCAGACUUCCACAAGACGUGUACCAGUGCGGAGGACCUGAAGCAAGUGAGUUCGGCGGUGCGUGACUUCUGCCGUCUGUACAGAUAGUGAUGGGACGGUGCCUCUAGCCUGUGAUCUGCUGUCGCGUGAUUGAUUUGCCACGGUGUACAGUCGACCUGUGUACGGUCAUAGUCAAACUGCAUGCUCUUAUAUAGGACUUAAUUAAAGCCUGUGCUGAAAUACUCCCCUUCCCCUCCCCCUCCUCCAUCUUGUCAUGUGACUGCAGCGACUCGCGACUUGCGACCCAAGGGUGGAGCAGAGGAUCACCUGGUGUGUGUGUACCACUCUCUCUCUGACGUGUGUCGACGCGUGUCGUCAUGUGUCGUUGGGGCCUCUGCCCCCUCAGCUGAGAUUUAUGUAGAUGCAUGUGGUUAUUUUUGGCUCGUCAAUGGCUGAUAUUUAACUCUUUACCUCCUGCUCUAUAUUCCUCGUAAUGCAUGCUUGGGUGGUGUGAGUUGCUGACGGGAAGCAAAGUGUUAAAAUGUAUACAAAAAAACCCAAAAACACACACACACACAAAAAAACAACAACAACACCAGACUUUUGCCAGUGCAUCUUUUCCUGCCAUACACUAGUUAGGGUUCCACUUAUUUGGAUUGUUGUGAGUUUUCUGACAGUCUUGAAAGUUUUGUAAUUUUUUUUUUACUGUUGAACUGUGUAUUUCCCCUGUGUGUUGGGGUGAUGUCAACACGUCCUAUCGGAUGCAAAACAAAACGUUUGGAAAACUC
Aplysia californica (California sea hare) is the source of this 3474-nucleotide messenger RNA. Its product is annotated as transportin-3. Gene Ontology annotation, biological process: protein import into nucleus. Gene Ontology annotation, cellular component: nuclear membrane; cytoplasm. The record is from RefSeq and is a predicted model, not a curated record. NCBI's taxonomy places the organism in Eukaryota, Metazoa, Mollusca, Gastropoda, Aplysiida, Aplysiidae. Gene Ontology annotation, molecular function: small GTPase binding.